Molecule: messenger RNA, 6573 nt
Organism: Bombina bombina (fire-bellied toad)
Lineage: Eukaryota; Metazoa; Chordata; Amphibia; Anura; Bombinatoridae
Gene: MMEL1
Product: membrane metalloendopeptidase like 1
Exons: 23
Coding region: 460-2757 (765 amino acids)
Biological process (GO): protein processing
Cellular component (GO): plasma membrane
Molecular function (GO): metalloendopeptidase activity
Source: RefSeq, a predicted model, not a curated record
CACAGCCUUAGAUAUCAUUCUGUGCUUACAAGUUUAUAUUUUGACUUAGCCAAGGAAGGGACAGUUUGCUAUAGUAACUCAGCAGCAGCAGUAGCAGCAGACCAGAAAUAAAGGAUUUUGAAAUAUAAUAGGACUGACUGCUGCUGGAUGAAAACGAGAAUUGGAGCAGCCAGCAGCAUAGAUCCUCAGUAAGGGAAAAUGCAAUGAAUCUUUUUGGUUACAAAUGAACAAAAAGCGCUGUGUAAAAGCUGAGCACACUGGGACUAUUAGUACUUCUUGUAUUUGUUUUUGGUUUAAAGAAAAAAGAAGCAAGCUUAACUGAUGGCAUCGUUUUCUAGCAAUACCAAUUGCUUUAAUUUGUAGCAUGAUUUAGCUGCUGGGUUUGUGCUUGAGAGCAGCAGAAACCAAAGAGCACAGGAUUUUUGCACUCCCUUAACUUUCUUUUUGCACCUUGGAAAGAUGGAGAAUGAAGUGGCAAAAACAGUGGAUAACCAAAUGGAAAAAUAUAUAGUUACAAUAAUGGGGAAGUCAGAGAGCCAAAUGGAUAUAGUUGAAAAAUCUAGUAAAUCUGUGAAGAAAUCUUGGAGCUUUGUAGAAAUUGGGCUUUCUGUUCUGCUGUCCUUAAUGACUUGUGCAGCGAUAGCACUUUUAAUCUUAUAUACAAGCAACAAAGAAAGUGUAUGCACAACAACAGGGUGUGUAACAGCAGCUGCAAGGAUUAUCCAAAAUAUGGACCCAACUAUUGAGCCUUGUACAGAUUUCUACCAAUAUGCCUGUGGUGGUUGGUUAAACAAACAUGUUAUUCCAGAAACCAGCUCCAGAUAUAGCAUUUUUGACAUUCUUCGAGAUGAAAUGGAAAUUAUCCUAAAGGGUUUACUGGAGAUGCCAGAGCAAGAGGACCGGGAUGCCUUUAAAAAAGCCAAAAUACUAUAUAAAUCCUGUAUGAAUGAAAGCUUGAUUGAACAGAGAGAUGCAUUACCUCUAAUAGAACUUUUAGCCACGAUUGGAGAUUGGCCAGUUGCUUCUACAGAUUGGAACGUCACCAAAGAGCCCUAUUGGAGUUUGGAGGAGAAGCUGUCACUUUUGAACUACAGAUUUAACAAAAGAGUUCUGGUGGAUAUGUUUGUAUGGAACGAUGAUCAGGAGUCCAGCAAGCACAUCAUAUAUAUUGAUCAACCGACUCUUGGCAUGCCUUCGCGAGAUUAUUAUUUCAAUAGUGGAAAUUACCAAAGGAUUAGAGAAGCUUAUCUACAGUUCAUGAUUACCAUUGCCAAGAUGGUUAGAGAAGACAGGAAUUUAACUAAAGAUGACAACUUUGUUCAGGAGGAAAUGACCAAAGUAAUGGACUUGGAAACAGAUAUUGCAAAGGCUACAGCUCCGUCAGAAGAACGAAAUGAUGUGACGUUGUUAUACAAUAAAAUCACACUCCAGGAAUUCACACAAAAGUUUGCACUAGAUGAUUUUAACUGGACCAGUUUUAUACAAGGUGUUAUGUCAUCUGUAAACAUCCAAAUUCAGACAGAGGAAGAAGUGGUGGUUUAUGGGGUACCUUAUCUACACCAGCUUAGGCCAAUUCUCUCCAACUAUUCAGCAAGCACUUUACAGAAUUACCUUGUCUGGCGUUUGGUAAUCGAUCGAGUCAGCAGCCUAAGCAGACGCUACAAAGACGCACGUUCCAACUACAGAAAGGCCCUUUAUGGAACCACAUUAGAGGAAGCUCGCUGGAGGGAAUGUGUGAGUUACGUGAACAGCAACAUGGAGAAUGCAGUAGGGGCUAUGUAUGUCAGAGAAACAUUUGCUGGUGAGAGCAAAAGGAUGAUCAGUGACCUUAUAAAUAAAGUUCGAGAAGCCUUUAUUGAGACUCUUGAUGAAUUACAGUGGAUGGAUGGAACAUCAAAAGAAAAAGCACGAGAGAAAGCACUGUCGAUAAAAGAGCAGAUAGGAUAUCCUGAUUAUAUUCUGGAAGAUCAGAAUGAUAAAUUAGAUCAGGAAUCUGCAUCAGUAAAUUUUAGUGAACAUCAGUAUUUUGAGAACAUCUUGGAAAUCUUAAGAGCUGGGGCACAGAAGAGCCUGAAAAAGUUGAGAGAACCAGUUGAUCAAGACGCAUGGAUAAUUGGUGCAGCAGUAGCAGAUGCUUUCUAUUCCCCUAACCGAAACCAAAUCGUAUUUCCUGCUGGAAUUCUUCAGCCUCCAUUCUUCAGUAAACAUCAGCCUCAAGCAUUAAAUUUUGGUGGCAUUGGAAUGGUAAUUGGCCAUGAAAUUACUCAUGGAUUUGAUGACAACGGAAGAAACUUUGACAAAGAUGGUAAUAUGUUUGACUGGUGGAGCAACUUUUCUGCAAUGCAUUUCAAGGACCAAUCUAGCUGCAUGGUUUAUCAGUACGGAAAUUACACUUGGGAUUUAGCUGGGGGACAAAAUGUUAGCGGUAUUAUUACAUUAGGAGAAAAUAUUGCAGAUAACGGUGGAGUUAGGCAAGCCUAUAAGGCAUAUUUAAAAUGGGUGCAAAGACAUGGAAAAGAACCAAAACUUCCUGGACUGGAUCUAACAUACAAACAACUAUUUUUUCUGAACUUUGCACAGGUAUGGUGUGGCUCAUACAGACCUGAAUAUGCAAGACAUUCUAUUAAGACUGAUGUACACAGCCCUUUCAAAUAUAGAGUUAUGGGAUCCUUACAAAACUUUGAUGCAUUCGCUGAAGAGUUUAACUGCAAAAAGGGGACCAAGAUGAAUCCUUUGGAAAAAUGUCGGGUUUGGUAGUAGAAAGGGCAAUGGUCCAUUGGAAUGUGUUUCAAUUUCAGUCUAAAACAAUCUGCCAGGCUGGCUUAGAAAUAUUAAACAGCCAAAUACGCUCCUGGUGUUUCCCAUGUUCAGAUCCGAGCCAUUGUGUAUGGUGCAGGUAUUCUGAGUUAAGCAGUGAGAGGCAUAAUGUUUUAGGGUUGCUCUAAAAUAAAUGCGUGAUGCAAAUCUACUGUCUGAUUAUCGCUAGAGAAGAAAUGUAAUAAAUGACUGUUUUAAAUGGCGUGACUGUUAUAAAAUUACCGCUGUCAGGUUUUCAAAGACUAGUUAAAAAAAAAAAAGAUUUAUUUUUUUCCGCAAGUUGUAUUCACUUUUCCUAUUUUGAUGUAUGUCUAUGUCGUCCAAGAGUUUAUCAUUACCAUUAGAGAUUGAAAGUCUAACCAUUUCAAGUAUGGAAUUUUUAGUAAGAUUGCUAUAGGAAUGUAGUAUAGUAUUAAUAGACUUUCAUAUGAAUCGUACUGAAUGUUACUCGAUAGCUAAAGUAGAAUCAGUAAAGAUAUACAUUACAAGACAGUCUCGUACACUUUCGCCACGAAAUAUAAUAUCUGUAUAAAAAUCAACACAAAUUAUAUAUUUUUUCCCAUUCUAUAUCUUUCUAAUAAGCAAAAUUCUUUGUAGGAAAUAACUAUCAGAGAUAUAUAUAUCUUAAGCUUGUGAUUAUUUAGUGCUUUUGUGAUAAUAUUUUGCUGCUACAAAUGUAUUUAAAUUAGUAUUGCUGGAGAUAUCCUUAGAUUAAAAAUUAAAAUAACACAAAAUGUUUUUGAUGUUAUAUUACCUACUGUAUAAUAGAGGUAAACAUUGCUCCAUUUGUUAUUAUUACCACUUAUAUUAAAAAAAUAGAAUAAGUCAGAUGUUAGGGUAAAUUACUUUAUUUUUUUAAAGAAAUAAUAAAUGAGUGGAUCUCAAAAUGGAGAAAGAUGGGGCAUAAAUACAUUUAUUUUAGCAUUGCAAUUUUUAACGAAUGUAUUCAAAUUAAGUUUUCAUUAACUUCUUUAAACCACCAGAAAGGUUCUCACAUUGAAUAAAACUCAUUUAACUGAAUUUUGAUUUGACUUACUAUUAUGCAACCCAAAAUAUAUCAAAGCAAUAGAAAGGUCAAAAUGAAAUGUUUAUGGGUGCAUUUAAAUUUUGAAAAAUAAUUCAUUUUGCAAUAUACCUCCAUUAGCAAAAAUGAUUUUAGUUCGUUAUUGCUAUUUUUCAGUGGCAUAUGCACAUAUGCCAUGAGUGUUCCGUGCACCAGCAUUCAAACACCACACCUUUUCAGCCAGCCAGCAGUGGCUUGUAUGACACACAUUAUAGGGCCGAUUUAUCAUUUGUCUGGCGGACAUGAUCCGCUGUAGCGAUCAUGUCCUCCAGACAUCGAUAAAUGCCGACAGCCUACACUGUCGGCAUUUAUCAUUGCACAAGCAGUUCUGGUGAACUGCUUGCGCAAUGCCGCCCCCUGCAGAUUUGUGGUCAAUCGGCUGCUAGCAGGGGGUGUCAAUCAACCCGACCGUAUCCGAUCGGACUGAUUGCUGUCCGCUGCCUCAGAGGUAGCGGACACUGCUUAUUAACUCCUGCUUCUGGCGAGCCCGAAGGCUCACGCGGAAACAGGCGUAUAUGGCCCCAUUCGGGCCAUGAUAAAUCGGCCCCUAUGUCUUCACUGAUGCAAUACAUACUAAUGUCAGCAUCCUGAUGCUCUAGUCACACACGUAGCAUAUGUGUGUAUGCCGCUGCAACAGUAAUAACUUUUACUAGAAGGUUCUAUUUAAAAUUGAAAUGCACCAAUGCAAAUUUUCAAUGUUGUCCUUUUUGUCCAUUAAAGAUUUUUUUAAUUUACCAAGAAAGAAUUUGGAACACUUUUAAAUAUCUGUCAUGCUUAUCAUGCUUAUGAUGGGGCGGUUUUUAAAAAUUUAAAAAAUAAUUUUGCAUUCAAAAAGAUUGUUAUGUUUAUUUUGAUUUGGAAGCUAACACGAAGUACAACUGAACUUAAAGGGACAUUAAACACUAAAUUAAUGCUAGAUAGAAUGUUGUAUUCAAAGAAAAGAUUAGUAUGAGAAUAACACGUACUGUAGAUGUAUUGUUAAAGUUUAAUUAGCUGUUUAAAUAGUGACAAUAUAAGUGUAGUAACUUUUAGGGGCCAAAUUAUCAUUGGACAUGAUACGCUGUCGGCAUUUAACGUUGCACAAGCAGUUCUAGUGAACUGCUUGUGCAAUGCCGCCCCCUGCAUAUUCACAGCCAAUCGGCCACUAGCAGUGGGUGUCAAUCAGUCCGAUCGUAUAGGAUCGGUCGGAUUGAUGUCCGCAGCCUCAGAGUUGGCAGACAAGUUAACUGCUGUUUCCGGCGAGCUUUCAGGGGCUGUUCGGCCCUUGAUAAAUCAGCCCCUGUGUGUCUAUAAAACAAUGGGAGCUGCCAUGUUGUAAUUUAGGUUACCUUCUCUUCUGUGACCAAUUAGGGACAAUUAUAAAUAGGUCAGUAGAGUGUGCAGCCAAUAGCUGUGUGGAAUAUAACGGUGUUCUGCACUACCAUUAGCAGGAACUGAAAAGCUCAUAUAUAUAUAUAUAUACACACACACACAAUUUAUAAUUUUAUAUGAACAUCACAAAGUGUGUAAUGUCCCUUUAAUGCCUGAUUGUUCACUAACUGAUAAGAAAAUAUCCUGCUGCAUUAUUGCUGAACAUGAAUUACAAACAUAAGAAUAUUUAUAUUUAUCAUUACAAGAUCAUUCAUUUUACAAAAAAUAACUGUGAUAAUUUUGAAAAUGCCCUCUUUUAUAUGCAACAAACAACCAAAUUAAAUUAACGUUGUGUCACUAUCAAUUGAAGUCUUAUUGGUGACACUGCUGGUACAAGUAAAAUGACUGAAUUCCUUCUGUUUAAAAUUUUAAGUGAAAUUACCUCUAAAUUUUGUUAGCUGUAAAAUUUAAUUUAAAGUUUACACAGCUUAAAAGACUUCCCUAAUUGAACUAAUAGAAAAAACAUUUUUGAUAUCUAUAAAGCCAAGCGAGAUAAUCUUUUAAUAAUAACAAAAGUAUACUCCCGUACUCUGAUAAUAAAGAAUCUAUUAAAUAGGUAUUAUAUUUUAUAAUCAAUUUAGAAAGAUGAAUUAAUAUAUUCAGAACUCAUCAGUUAAACCACAUUAACCUCAACAGACCAAUAGAUUAUAUCAAAUGUGGCUAUUUUUACAUAUAAAUUAAUUAAUUCCUUAGAUGUUGUUGCCUAUUUGUGUAUUAUCACUGUUUUUAUUUUACACAAAUAAAUACACAUUUGAUUUAUUAAAAAUAUAUAUUUCCAUUUAAAACUCAAGAUAUUUGUAAAUAAGAGUAUCAUGUCGCUGCUAAUUGUUUGACUGCUGCUUAAUAAACUGAUGUAAGCUUAAUAAUAUUUGGUUUCAGUUACUUGUCAAGAUAUACAUUUAAAAGUUUAAAAAAAAUCCCAUGGAAAAAAAAUAAAUUAUAGAAAAUCAAUAGAAAAUAAAAUUUAUGGUGAAUCUCAAAAGUGUUUAUCUCUCAUCAGAUGAAGAAUAUGAAUAUACAGUAGAACAAUAUGAAUAUUUUUUUACACAAUUUUCUUCAGGUCUUUAAACAGCUGCUUAAAGUUGUUUGUAUUAGAGAAGAUACACAUAUAUAUUCAGUUUAAAAGCUGACAUUUUUGUUUCUAAAAGAAUUACAGUAUAUUCUUUAUGUAUAAGAGUGUUAUCUCAUUAAAAUGAUAAAAUAUGUUGUUUUUCUGAUAAAUAAUGUCAUGUUUUGAUUGUGUGUAUGUGAUUAUUUUGGAUUAAAUUCACAUUUUAAUGGCA